AUGGAAGUGAUGGACAGCUGCCAGUUCUCCCCAUCCGAGCUAUUCUAUGACAGUUCCUGCCUCUCCUCCCCGGAGGGCGAGUUCCCCGAGGAUUUUGAACCCCGGGACCUGCCUCCUUUCGGAGGCCCCGAGCCCCCCGAGGCCACCUGCUCCGAGGAAGAGGAGCAUGUCCGAGCUCCCACUGGCCACCACCAGGCCGGCCACUGCCUCAUGUGGGCUUGCAAAGCCUGCAAGAGAAAAUCCACCACAAUGGACCGUCGGAAGGCGGCCACCAUGAGGGAGAGGAGGAGGCUGAAGAAAGUGAACCAGGCUUUUGAGACCCUGAAGCGAUGCACCACUGCCAACCCCAACCAAAGACUCCCCAAAGUAGAGAUCCUGCGAAACGCCAUCAGAUACAUCGAGAGCCUCCAGGAGCUCUUGAGGGAACAGGUAGAAAACUACUAUCACCUGCCGGGACAGAGCUGCUCUGAACCAACCAGCCCCACUUCCAGCUGCUCCGAUGGGAUGGCUGAUUGCAGCAGCCCCGUCUGGUCGGCGAGAGGCAGCAGCUUCGACGCCGUGUACUGCUCCGAGAUGGCCCACGGGUACGCCGCCGGGCAGAGCAGCUCCUUGUCCAGCCUGGACUGCCUUUCCAGCAUCGUGGACCGCCUGUCCCCGGCGGAGGAGCCGGGGCUGCCUCUCCGCGACGCCGACUCCCUCUCGCCCAGCGCCAGCAUCGACUCGGGGCCGGGGACGCCCGGAACGCCGCCGCCCCGACGGACCUACCAUGCGCUAUGA
This is a messenger RNA of Melopsittacus undulatus (budgerigar), 777 nucleotides long. RefSeq names its product myogenic factor 5 (gene MYF5). The transcript is spliced from 3 exons. Gene Ontology annotation, biological process: positive regulation of skeletal muscle fiber development; positive regulation of myoblast differentiation; muscle organ development. Gene Ontology annotation, molecular function: DNA-binding transcription factor activity, RNA polymerase II-specific; protein dimerization activity; RNA polymerase II cis-regulatory region sequence-specific DNA binding. The record is from RefSeq and is a predicted model, not a curated record. The coding region runs from base 1 to 777 and encodes 258 amino acids. Lineage: Eukaryota; Metazoa; Chordata; Aves; Psittaciformes; Psittaculidae.